AUGUCUAUUAAGUCAGUGAAGUAUUUAUACAAAUAUGUCUAUAAGGGGCAUGAUUGUGCGAAUGUGGUAGUUAAUGAAAGUGUUGACCAUGAUGAAAUUAACACAUAUUUAGAUUGUCGCUUUGUUUCCGCCCCAGAGGCUCUUUGGCGAAUAUAUGAGUAUUCCAUAAGUGAUAUGUCACAUACUAUUAUCCGCCUUCAAAUCCACCUUCCUGAUAAUCAGAGAGUAUAUUUUAACGAAGGAGAAGAACAAGUAGCUAUAGAUCGUGCAGCACAGCGUGACACUCAUCUAACUGCUUGGUUUAAGUUAAAUGCUGAAAAUAAUGAAGCACGUCAGUAUUCUUAUGUUGAAAUUCCAUAUCACUUUGUUUUUGGUAAAAAUUGCAUGUGGAAAGUAAGACAAAGAGGUAGUGAUAAGGUGGUUGUUUGA
Molecule: messenger RNA, 429 nt
Organism: Hydra vulgaris (swiftwater hydra)
Lineage: Eukaryota; Metazoa; Cnidaria; Hydrozoa; Anthoathecata; Hydridae
Source: RefSeq, a predicted model, not a curated record